Molecule: messenger RNA, 633 nt
Organism: Arachis stenosperma
Lineage: Eukaryota; Viridiplantae; Streptophyta; Magnoliopsida; Fabales; Fabaceae
Exons: 1
Coding region: 1-633 (210 amino acids)
Source: RefSeq, a predicted model, not a curated record
AUGAUCACUAUAAGUGAUGAGAGGAGUGUAGAGAAAGUGCACACACAAAUAGAACACCUCCAAGACAUUCCAAAGGAAAAGCAUGAAGAAAGGAACCACGCACCCCAUCCCACACGCAGGGAGGAGCUAAAGGAAGGAGAGACCCUGAACCCAUAUGCACUCUUUCCCCAAAGGCUCAAAGGUGGUGUAGCGAGGAGAAUGUAUUCAAGGUUCCUCGACAUGUUCGCAUCUCUUGAUGUAAAUAUUCUAUUCAUUAAGGCCCUUCAUCAGAUGCCUUCCUACAUCAAGUACAUAAAGGAGCUACUGGCCAAAAAGAGUUCACUGAAGGGUGGGCAAACAAUAGUGAUGAACAGGGAGUGCAGUGCUCUCAUUCAAACAAAGCCACCUAUCAAGAAAAAUGAUCCAGGGAGUUUUCAAAUUCCAUGUGCUAUAGGAAAGACAAUGAUUGAUAAGGGGCUCUGUGACCUGGGAGCAAGUAUCAACCUGAUGCCUCUAUUCCUCAUGAAAAAGCUUCAAAUCAAUGAGCUGAUACCCACAGACGUGAUCAUCAAAUUGGCUGACAAAACUCAAAAACAGGCGAUAGGAGUGGUUGAAAACGUGUUAGUAAAAUUUGGGAACUACUUCCUCCCAUAG